Messenger RNA from Hydractinia symbiolongicarpus, 2213 nucleotides. Its product is annotated as MFS-type transporter SLC18B1-like. Gene Ontology annotation, molecular function: transmembrane transporter activity. The coding region runs from base 479 to 808 and encodes 109 amino acids. Gene Ontology annotation, biological process: transmembrane transport. NCBI's taxonomy places the organism in Eukaryota, Metazoa, Cnidaria, Hydrozoa, Anthoathecata, Hydractiniidae. The transcript has 5 exons. The record is from RefSeq and is a predicted model, not a curated record.
AUUAUGGUGACGCUUGCUAGUUGUUGCUGAAUUAUUGUAAUAAAAGUCAAGGAGGGGUGGCUACAGUUGCUUUUUUAAUCUUCGGUUUGGCAUAUUGUCCUACAAAAGAUGUUUUUUGCAAUUGAUUUUUCUUAAAACAGUGGUAUCCAUUCAUUUCUUUGAUAAAAUCUUCCUAUAAUUAACUAACAUUUGGAGUUAAAAAAAAUGUUAAACCAUUGCAGUGCCGUAGCUAUAUAAUGACGUUCUAUUAAGUAUAAACUGUUCCUGAAUAUUGAAGAAGAUUUCUUUCGUAUGAAAAGAGUUCACAAAAUACGUUUGGAAGCUUUUUUCAAUCCGGAAGGUUCGCUAUUUUAAAUAAAGAGUGAAAAGAAUACCAAAGCAAUUGGAUAGAAACGUUAAGUCCUAGUGAAUGACUUCUUAGAUUUCGCGCUUUUUCAAUAAAAGACGAAAAAAGGACACGACUAACUGAUAUAUAUUAAUGUUUUCCAGAGAUGCUGGAUUUGAAGACAACCUAGUAACAGCCAGUCUAGUAUCUGGUAUUUGGAAUGGCAGCUUUAGUAUUGGGAACACGGUGGGCCCUUUGUUUGCUGGCAUUUUCACUGAUCAUUUUGGAUUUCCUUGGACAUCUACCGUCAUUGCAUUUUUGUUUCUUGUUGAGGGUACUGGAUUAGUUAUUUUCACUUUAUGGAGCAGGCGAAAACAACUAAAUAUGGACAAUUCAGGGUACAAACCCCUAAAAGAAACACACAAUGAAAUGGAAGAUGAAAUGGAAGAUUUAUAUGACUUAGCAUCACAAAACAGAAAGUAGACCACGUAGAAUGACUUUCUAAGAAUUGAAGAUGUAAAAUUGCUGACGUCAUUAAAAUUCAAAUGGCGGUUUUUUUCAUUCUUAGUCUGUCUAAAUGGAUUAUAUUACGGGCUUAAGGAAUAGUUGUUGUAUAGGAAGUUCGAUAUAUUUUAAUGAAACGCCUAGACUUGUAGCACCACUCGGUCAUGAUGUAUAAUUUUGAAAAGGUCGAAACCAGCAGCUCUCUUGUUUCAAGGUCUGAUAAAAUCAUUUAAAUAAGAAAUAACAGACUAUGAUCACAGAUAUUGUUAAUUCAAACUACAGAACAGAAUGUACACCCAACGAUUUCAAUUGUGUACACACUCCCUAACUACCGAAGUAACUGAGCUAGGAGUAGUUAUACUCGGUUAGAAAAAGUUUAAAAUCGCUCUUCAAGCUUCUUUAAAUACAUCUCUGAGAAGCAUAGUGUUUCUUGUUAAGUAUUAAUGUUGUUUGCUUUGUCGUUAAAAACAAACAAGUGCUCCACUCUUGCUUUUAAAAAAAAAUGUGUUAAAUAAAUUUAUCCAAUUAAUGGAUGGGGCGGUAGUGAGGUAGGGUAAUGAGGCAGGGCAGUAGGGAGAUGGUGCGGUAGUGAGGUGGGGCGGUAGUGAGAUGGAGCGCUAGUGGGGUGCUGCUGAAGCAGGAUGGGGGAGUGGUAGACUAACGUAUUACAUUUGCCAUAUUUUGCUUUUAAUAACUCCACCAAUCAAAAACAAAAUUACCUCUUUUUUAAUUGUAAUUAGAGCCAGACUUUUGUGUGAAGAAUUGUGGACGUGACAAAGAAAAAAGUGGUAACAAUACACGAAUUCUGCAGAAUCGUCCUUAUCCCGCUAAAUUCACCUAAAGUAUUAGGUACAGAUUAAUUUCUUAAAAGAAUUUCUUUCUGUUUGUAUGUUGAUGCGUGCUUAAAUGUUAAAUUUUUGACCGAAGUAGGAUUCGAAUAUACGCGAUUUAAACGUCUCGCUUCAAGUUAUAAAGGUGUUUAACAAUCUCUUUUAGGUUUUCGCACAAAUUUUGCGUCCUUCUUUUAGGGCCAAAAUGUGUAAUAAAAGUAAAUAGAUUGGUGUGUGGCAUUUUGAAGAGUAUAAAUAAAAACAGUUACUUUAAAUAAAUUAUUUUUAUACACAUCAAAUUAAAUACAUUUAUCAUAUACUUUGAGUUUUUCCCGCAACUUGAUUGCCUAAUUUGCACGAAGUAUAAGCUAAAUUUUGUUUUUGAACCGAGAAACGAGUGUAAUUUCUACUUUAUACAGAGUGCAAAAAGCUUAUAUUCUUCCUUUGAUUGGCUGAUUUAACGUGCAAAAAGCUUAUAUUUUCCCCUUGAUUGGUUGAAAAUUCGUUGGAAAAGCCCAUAUGUUCUUAAAAACGAAAACUUGUCGGUGAAUUUA